AGUCGGCAGGCUCAUCGACUGAUCUCGAUCGUAGAAGAAGCAGAAGAGGCCAAAACGUCUCAGGCUCAUUCUCUUGUACCUUGACUUUGCGAACUUCUUUAACAAUGUGGCAAUCGAGGUGGUCGAGCAGGCAAUGAACAGCCUAGGCUUCCAUCCUGAGGACAUUAGAACUGUGAUAGCCUCUAAUGAUCGGGCUGCCUCAAGGUGGAGCAAGUAGCCCACAAUUGGCCAACUUGGUGAUGAAAGAAAUGCGAGAAUUGGUAGCAGUGGUGGAUUCCUUCUGCAAAUGGUCAGGACUGCAAAUCAACAAUAAGAAAUCAGAGAUAACCAGCUUCGACUAUGCUCGCAAGGGAGAGGUUCCUGGUGCGAACAAAAUAACGGUCAUGGGGGAACCUGUCGAAGCCCUACCGGCUACUAAACCGUUCAAAUAUCUCGGCUAUCGCAUCUCUCUGUGGAAGGAAGAAAGACGAAGAAUAAAGGGCUGCCCUUUCACUUGGGGAGAACGAGCAUACGUCUUUGAAAAAACCAAAGAACUGAUCAAAAACAUCAGCUCGUCGAGUUAUACUCCUGCGCAAAAAUUCUACCUGGUGAAAGUUGGAAUUCUCAACGUCUUUCGCUACUCCGCAGUCAUGACUGGAUGGACUUGGCGAGAUCUACAAGAAUUAGAUCAACUGUGGAUCAGAGCUUUUAAACAAGCGUUAGGACUGAGCAAAAGUACAGGGAAUGGUAUAUUCUACCUGCCAACAGAGAAUGGAGGGCUGCAGGUCCCUCAUCCUGCCCCAAUCCUAGGGCGAGCAGCGCUACGAUACAUCGUGUUUAAGCAAGGUGGAGACAUCCAAGAUAGACUGAUAUCUAAACUCAGAAACUGGUUGGCGGAAUGGGGAUGCCAAACAAUCCUCGAGCUCCAAAGAGAAAUGAAUUUUCGAACCUUGGAACGUGAUGUGGUGCGGGGACCCGAAGCUUUAGCAGUCUGGCUGGCGGAAAAACUAAACACGAGGAUCAGCUGGGCCCACAUAGAAGCAGCUGGAAGCAUCUCCCUCCUUCAUAGGAUGGAGGAUAUGGUGGCAAACUUGAACGACAGCGACAGACCACAAGGCUGGACGACCUUCCAAGCCUUAUGGAGGCAACUCCCGAAACUCCAAUUCUCCUUGCUACGCAAUAUACGACCUAUCGCUGACGAAGAACUGCAUUUGCCAAGGAAGCUCUGGCCUUUCCCAAGGCAACGCGAGGAGGCGGAGGGGAUCGUAAUGCAACUGCUUCCCUUCGCUCGGCGCCAUUUGCGAGGAAAGAAGAUGAAGAUGGAGCCAAGAACCCAGAGAAGACAGAGAUCCUA
This is a messenger RNA of Guillardia theta CCMP2712, 1333 nucleotides long. RefSeq lists its product as hypothetical. NCBI's taxonomy places the organism in Eukaryota, Cryptophyceae, Pyrenomonadales, Geminigeraceae. The annotation marks the transcript as partial. The transcript is spliced from 6 exons. The record is from RefSeq and is a predicted model, not a curated record.